Messenger RNA from Balaenoptera ricei (Rice's whale), 6870 nucleotides. RefSeq names its product MOB kinase activator 1B (gene MOB1B). The coding region runs from base 316 to 966 and encodes 216 amino acids. Gene Ontology annotation, biological process: positive regulation of protein phosphorylation; hippo signaling. Gene Ontology annotation, cellular component: nucleus; cytoplasm; mitochondrion. The record is from RefSeq and is a predicted model, not a curated record. Gene Ontology annotation, molecular function: deoxycytidine kinase activity; protein kinase activator activity. NCBI's taxonomy places the organism in Eukaryota, Metazoa, Chordata, Mammalia, Artiodactyla, Balaenopteridae. The transcript has 6 exons.
CGAGGGGCUUGAGACGAAGUGCCGGGGGAGCAGCGCUGCGGUCGCGGUGGUUGUUCUCUGUGCAGGAGGCGAGUGGCCCUUUCCCCGCCCCUUUUUCCUUCUCCUCCCACUGAGUGACUCAAGCCUGGUGCUUCCCACUUCCGCCCCCUCUGCCAGCCAUUGGAACUAGCAAAACCGAACAAGUUGCGGCCGCCGAGCAGCCGGCGCUCCCCGCCUCCUCAUCCUCUCCUUCUUCUUCUCCUUGCCUGGCCGCCGACGUCGCCGCCACCCCGAGGCCUCGCGACCGCCGAGCCCGCAGCCCACGCCACGGCCGACAUGAGCUUCUUGUUUGGUAGUCGCUCCUCUAAAACGUUUAAACCAAAGAAGAACAUACCAGAGGGUUCUCACCAGUAUGAGCUCUUAAAGCAUGCAGAGGCCACACUGGGCAGUGGAAACCUCCGGAUGGCUGUCAUGCUUCCUGAGGGGGAAGAUCUAAAUGAGUGGGUUGCAGUGAACACUGUAGAUUUCUUCAAUCAGAUCAACAUGCUUUAUGGAACAAUCACAGAUUUUUGUACAGAAGAAAGUUGUCCAGUGAUGUCAGCUGGCCCAAAAUAUGAGUAUCAUUGGGCAGAUGGAACAAACAUAAAGAAGCCUAUUAAGUGCUCUGCACCAAAGUACAUUGAUUACCUGAUGACUUGGGUUCAGGACCAGUUGGAUGAUGAGACAUUAUUUCCAUCAAAAAUUGGUGUCCCAUUUCCGAAGAAUUUCAUGUCUGUGGCAAAAACUAUACUCAAACGCCUCUUUAGGGUUUAUGCUCACAUUUAUCAUCAGCAUUUUGACCCUGUGAUCCAGCUUCAGGAGGAAGCACAUCUCAAUACAUCUUUCAAGCACUUUAUUUUUUUUGUCCAGGAAUUCAACCUUAUUGACAGAAGAGAACUUGCACCACUCCAGGAACUGAUUGAAAAACUCACCUCAAAGGACAGAUAAAAGGAUGCAGAUGUGUGCAAAUUAUUCCUCAAAUGAAGCUGUGUGGAGUGUAUUUGGAUUUUGUUUUAUUUUAUUUUUAUCUUGGUUGUUUUUAUGUUAGGUUUGGGGGGCUUGUUUGGGUUCCUUUUUCUUUAUUCUGAAUAAAUGAAACCAUAUACUAUUGCUAGAGGGAGGCAAGAACCAUUCUCUAUUAAUUUGUUAGGGGUAAAUUUUGUCUUAGUGGCAUACAGUAUUUUUUUUAACUUGGGGAAUUUUUGAUAAUACUAUAUGUUGAAAGAAAUGCUUAUUGAUUGGACUGCUGAUGGAUGGGGGUUCUCCAUUGUGUAAAUUGUGGUUGAUUUUUGAAGUCCGCAGAAGUCUUAUGUUUUUAAGUGCCUUGGCAGGCUCAUUUCUGAGGUGCAAAGCACAGACAUAGAACUGAACAGGGCUUGAAACAAUAUUAGGAUUACUACCCACGGCACUUACUGAUGCAUGUUUCAAAAUACCUAUUGAUAAAAGCCAUAGUUUACCUAAACUGGUGAUCUCCAGCUUUUACUACAUUAAAGAAACACAGUUUGUAAAGGUGUGCAUGUAGAGCAAAAAAAUUAGUAUUUCUUAAUUAUUUUUGAUAUUGAUAGUAAUUCUGUUCAACAGAUGCUUAAAGUUCUACAAGCAGGUCUUUUCCAUCUCUUGAUAUCUGUGAUAUUGAAACUUGAAGAUGUUGAAAUGUAAUACCGAUUACAUUUUGGCUUCUUUCUACAUGUUAGCUGCACUGUAGGUGUAAAAAUUCAGGUUAUAUAUAGGUUUGCCAUCUUCAGAGAUGAUGCUGAACUGUGAGGUUUCUUAGCAAUUGCCAAAUGAGCCAUAAAUCUGCAGAAUCCCCUUCUACUUUGAAGAAGAGGUGAUAGGAGUGUGUGUUUGUUUGCAGGGGGUUAGUUUGAAUGGUGCGUUAUAGAUGGGAUUAAGUACGGGGAGUCAAGUUCAAGAAAGUCCUUUCUCAAAACUCUUGAAUAGAAUGGCAUGAAUAUUUUAAUCAAUAUCUUGUAAGCAAAGUCUUAGAGACUUCCUUGUAGGAAUCAACUUCCAUGAGAAGUUAAAAAUAAAUUACUAAUUUUAGAUAUAGACAUAAACAUGGAAUUUAAGGUCUGUUUGGGGAAAUUGAUCACUUUACAGCAUUUCCAUUCAGUGAAUGGAGCUGGUGUUUGUCAUUUUAAAAUGAUACAGUACCUUCUUUACUUGUUAUAGGCCCAACUUGAAGCAUUCUGACUUCUAAUUUUUCCACUGUGAAAGGAAAUCUUUCUUUGCAGUGAUAUCAGAUAAUGAAAGUGCUAAAGUAGUAGUUAUUAACUUUUAUAUUUUUUUUUGCCAUGACUUUCUAGUGAACUAUUCCCAUAAGUAAAAAGUUCAGAAACUUAGUUUUUAAAAUAAAUGUUAACAUUUUUCACUUCAGUUUUACUCUUGUGAAAUAUCCAUUUUAGACUCCCAGUUUUAAUUUUGUCAUUUCUGGUAAAUUUGUUUCCUUCAGUUAGAAAUAUAUACUCUUCCUUUGUUAGGAACAUACCUUUUUCCUUGUAGAAUAGAAAUCUUACUCUGAAAUUGUAUAGACUAAAAACAGUAGAAAAGAAUCUAAAAUGAAAUCAGUUUGUUUUUGCCAUUAACAAGUAGAAUAGUGAUACAACUUAAUGCCAUUACAAUUAUGAUCAGUAGGAACUGCCUUUUUCUCAUUUCUAGCAAUCAUUCUCCAAGUACCAACAGUGGAAAGUAACAGGAGAGCCUGGCAGAGGCAAAUAUAUUGGACAUUCAUUGGUCAUACUUAUUUAUAAACUGCAAUGAGAACUAGCUGAUUUCCUUAAAACAAAUCUUUUAGUAUCCAAAUGUAUAAUAUCAGCCACUGUGGGUUGAUGCGGAAACAAAAUCUGGCAUCUAGUGAUUUGGGGUCCUAUCUAUUUAGGAAAAUGAAACAUAUGAUUAUUCAAAUAGUCUUCCAAUACUGCAUUUGACUUCAUAUCAACCUAGUAAUAAAGGGGUUGCAGAGACAAGUGAAACAUUGUUUUUGCUCAUUUAAGCCUUGUACAGUAGUACACUGUACAAAUGUUAUUAUAAAUUAAUGUUUAGUAGUCGGACUUACUUUUCCACUCUAUGUAGAUAGGAGUUUCUUAUCACUGUGCCGGAAUCUCAGGUGCCUGCUUCUGAGUAUUCCUUUAAACAGAGGUAUUGGGAAGUAAGGAAAUAUGUAUGUGUAUAUAUGGUAACAAAGUAGAGACAUUCUCCCAGGGAGAGGCCUGGCAUUGUGCAUGGUGUUACGUGGCUGCAAAGAGGGAAACACCAGAGCAUGUGAGAAAUAACUGACUUAAUACAAAGUUGCUUUGAUUCAUUUGGUUCCCAGGAGCAUUAGUAAGAUGGCUUUUAUAAAAUAAGGAUCAAAUCUUGGUUUUACAACAUAGUUUGCUUAUAAAUGUCUAUUCGAUUCUUUCCAGAUUUCUUAAUUUGUAAAUAACCAGGAUAAUGAUUUCCCCCCUGCUCUUCAUACAGAGAUAUAAAGCAGAAGUUGGUUUUCUCAUCUGCUGAUGAAAGCAUAAAAUAUAAAGUAGUAAGUUAACAUAGUAUUGUCACAAAGCUUUGGUUAAAUGUUGAUAGGAAGCAAGUUUUAAUAAUUCUUUUAAAUGGCGGUGUAAUGGUGGUGGAGAGAAAUUAAUAGCAGAGUGAUAAUCUUUUCAUUAGCUGUAGGUGGUGCUCCUGGCUUUCGUUUACUGGCUUGAUUAUUCUGUUUCCCAUAAAAACCAUGGCACUAGGCUGCACUAAAACAUUAAGUAUGUGUUAGCUGGUAGAGGCUUUGGAGGUCAGUUUACCUUAAAUUGAAAGAUUUUAGAUUGCUAUCUCUUCCUACCUUUGUCAUUUUUAAAUGCUAAAUGGUCAGCAUAAAAUUAAGUAGGAAAAGAUAUGUUUAGUGUAUAAUAUGUUGCAGACUGAGUUACUGCCUGGCUUAUCAGGAGAGAUAAAGCACUACAAUCUCAUAUUCAGGAAUUACAGAUAAUGUGGAUAUUUAUAUUUUACAUGUAAUCACCACACUGCAUUUUAUGUAUUAGCAUUUUCCUUGCUUAGGGGAAAAUAGCAAAAUGACAGACUUCUUUUAUACCUUUGUGUACACCCUCUCUGAGAGAGUUUUUGAUAACCACUGAAAUGGUAAAAUAUGUGAGAUACGAUUAUUAAGUUGUAGGACUUCCUUUUAAGAUAAAUAUGUCAUACCUUGAACAUCUCAAAUGAGAGUUGAUCUUCAGAGUAGUUUCUUUGGGAGCACUACUUAUUCCAGCUAUGCUGCAAAGGUGUAAUGUUUCUGGAACACUUUCAGAGAUGCCUUGAGAAUUGGUUUGUGACUAUGCAAGAAAAUCUGUUUUAUCAUUUCAGUUGCACCGAAAACUUUUCUGGAAGCUUAAUAUGACCUAUCUCAUUCAUGAAAACAACUCUACUUUGGCUGUUUUCUUAGAACUAAACUAUUAAGGAAGUUCAAAAGAAUAUGCCAUAGGCUCUGAAUUUGCAGAAGAGAAUGUUUUGAGCAUUGAUUUGUAACAUCAUUUAAUAAAAAAAUAGUUUCCUGAUGUCACUGCUUUGAAGUAGGCAGUAUCGUUUGGAUGUACAAGUUUUAUUUUAUUUUUUUAAUUUAGUUUACCUUACAGUUAAAUAUAAUAGUUUAAAAAACCAAAGUCUUUUUCUUAUUUUCUAUUUUUGGUCCAUUUCCCUGAUAACUUUUGGAUUAUAUCUUGAGUACUGUAGGGUAGUUUUGAUUGAAGAUAUAUUUAAAAAAAAAUGGAUCCAAUAUUUAAGAUAGAAAUAGCUUAAGGAAGCAGCAGCCUUUACCUCCAUGCUUUUUUUUUUUAACUUAUUUUCACGCAAAUGAACAAUUUGAAUUUAAAGACUGGAGAUCAUUGUAAAAAGAAAUUGGAAUACAGUUUAUAUAUUAAUUAUGCUGAAUUUAAGUCUGUGUAUCACAGUAAAAUAUUUCAAGUUGUAUAAUCAUUUCAUAUGUGAUUUAUAACUUUAACAUUUUGAAUGUCUUUUUAAAAGAUAUGAGACAAGAAGUGUAUUUGAAAAUGUCACUGCAUACCAAGAGGAAAACUUAACUUAUUUUGAAACUUAUCUGGGAUAUUAAAGAAUAUACCAAUUCCUAGAAACACUAUUCUAGAUCUAUACUUUAAGGACCGCUCCUAAAAUGAUUUAAAUAUCAGCGUUUUGUCAUAAUAUUAAGUUGCACCACAGGAAUUACAGUUGUUGAGCUAUCAGUUUAAUGGUAUAUGAGAUAACUGUUUAGAGAUAAAGCUAUUUCAUGAUUUAUGGAAAAGUUUAAUUUUAAGAUAUAAUAACAAUUCUGACUGCAGACAAUUUGAAUUUUUGAGGCUCUCCUAAUGGGCUAAUUAUAGAGAAAAAUUCAUUUUGAAGGUAUAAAACUGUGCUCCAUGUCUGCCACUUGUAGCUGAACUGAUACUUAAAUUUUGACAAAAGAGAGAAAAUACAGAUUAAAAUACUGAGUACUCUCAGUUUUGCAAGUGUGAUACAAAUUUCCUUUUCAGCACGUAAUACUAUACAAUAGAAAAAUUUGGAUUAGAAUCCUCAAAGAUAGUGAAAUCACUGGCCUUUCCAAGCUUAUGUUUACUUGUCAUCUCCUUCUCCUUGGAGGUAAAUUACUUCCUUACUAGUGUUGACUUUCCAUAUACUCCUCUCUCCCCCAUCUCACAACACACACAAACACACACACACACGAAAAACAAAACAGAUUGAUUAUAUAGGUCCUCACUGUCAGUGAUUCUGAAGUGAUUGCUGUCAAUACAUAGGUUGCAGCUGAAGUGUUGGAUGUUACAAUUUACAUAAGCAUUUUUGGUUUGCUGUGGUUGACAGCUAUCUUUAAACUACGUCACUGAAGCUGAGAUUACUAGAGAUAUAAAUUUAAAUCUUUUAUUAAUAUUUAAUUUCUGUUAUAUAUUAUUAAAUUCUUAUAUGUGCGGGUGUUUCUUACAGGUUUGCACGUUUUCAUUUUUAUUUUGUUUACUUAAUUGUGCAAGUUGUAAAAUAGAUUCUCGCAUUUUCAUUUUAAGAACACUUUUCUCCUUAAGUUGUUCUGCAGAGAUAACUAUUUUUAGGGGAAAUAGUUUUUUACAACCACUAAAUUGUAUUUGUUAUUUUUGUACAUGCAUUACUAGGGUGGUAAGGACACUAAUCUUGUGGGGAAAACUUAAAUUUGUUUUAUUUGAACUUUCCCUUUACAUUAUUGCUAAAAAUUAUCUAGGAACAGCAUCAUGAAAUCUAGGUUGAGAGAGAAUACAAUAAACAUGAGAAUACUUAAAGUUUUAAUAGAAUCAUUUCUGAGGACAAAACCAGAAGAAUACUGCCAGUGCCAUAAAUGGAAGCGUGAGGCAGCAUUCACACUGUGCAACUGUUGCAGAGAAUAAGUAAGACAGGAUCCUGCUCUAAUGGAGAUGAACAAUUUCUCUCUGUUAAAGUAGCUGAAUCUAAAACAUGAAAUGCAACAUGGGCGCUAUAUUGUAAACUGUGCCAAGAUUACUCAAAUUGUAGUUACUUUUGAUCAGACUUCAACUGUUCUAUCGUUUUUGUUUUGAAAGGGGAUACUGAGGGAAUUCCCUGGCAGUUCAGUGGUUAAGACUUGGCGCUUUCACUGCUGGAGGCCCAAGUCCUAUCCCUGGUCAGGGAACUAAGAUCCCACAAGCCAUGUGGUGCGGCAAAAACUAAAAAAUAAAAGGGGAUACUGAAUGUCAGAAAAUCUGUAAUAUGUUUUAAUUGAGAGAUGUAAAUAAUGUAUACAGACUUGUAUGUGAUGGGAUUGGAAAUAUUUAAAUUCUAGGAUUUUUUUUCUUUAAAGGAAGAAAACUGAAUGUUUAUUUAAAAAAAUAAUAAAUAGUUAUGUUUGGCCAUGAA